Messenger RNA from Neltuma alba, 2578 nucleotides. Its product is annotated as probable methyltransferase PMT15. NCBI's taxonomy places the organism in Eukaryota, Viridiplantae, Streptophyta, Magnoliopsida, Fabales, Fabaceae. Gene Ontology annotation, cellular component: cytoplasm; trans-Golgi network; endosome. Bases 384 to 2273 code for a protein of 629 amino acids. The transcript is spliced from 6 exons. The record is from RefSeq and is a predicted model, not a curated record. Gene Ontology annotation, molecular function: methyltransferase activity.
UAUUUACUUAAAAAAAUCUCACUGCAGAAAAAUUCAGAAAGUAAGAAGAUAUCCUCUUUUUCCUCUAUAAUAUUUGGGUCCGAGAAAGGGAAAGAAAGUGAACGAAGAAUAAUGGGAUAUACCUCACUUCUACAAAGACGAGACCCAAUGAGUGCAAUUACGUACAACAGUAUUGGCAGUGGCAAUCCAUUGGCCCCCACGCUUUUCCAAGACACAGCCCCCACCCAAUCAAACAAUCUCCACACGCGCAUUUCGCCGAACACUUCACGUCCCACUUUAAUCUCUCUUCUCUUCUCCUCUCCCCUCUUCACUUCCGUUCCCGUACAUAAGACGCAGCCUCCCAGCACACGACCCCGUUCUUCCAGAUUCUAAAGCUCUGGGACAUGGCUGGUGCUGAUUCUGCAUCACUCUAUCAUCCCACUUCCAAGCUUUCUAAGCCCUCUGCCUGCAGAAAAACCAACAUCUACACCCUCGUCGUCAUCCUCUGCGUCGUCUCUUACCUUGUGGGUUCGUAUCAGAAGGGAGCAGCACUCAUCUCCUCCGCCAAGACCACCACCAGCAACGUCCUCAAUGUCCCGUGCGCUAAAACCUCCACCGCCGGGAACCACCGUCUCGAUUUCUCCUCCCACCAUAACGCUACCGGUCUGGCGGCGGAGGCAACCGUGGUGAAAAAAUACCCCCGGUGCGGCGUGGAGUACAGCGAGUACACGCCAUGCGAGGAUCACGGUAGGUCGCUGAGGUACACGAGGACGAGGAUGAUAUACAGAGAGAGGCACUGCCCGGAGCGAGAGAAGGGAGAGAUACUGAAGUGCCGGAUUCCAGCGCCGGCUGGAUACCGGAAUCCUUUCCCGUGGCCGAAGAGCCGGGAUCUGGCAUGGUUUGCGAACGUGCCUCACAGGGAACUGACGGUGGAGAAGGCGGGACAGAACUGGAUCCGGUUCGAGGGAAACCGGUUCCGGUUCCCGGGAGGUGGGACCAUGUUUCCGAAGGGAGCGGACGCAUAUAUUGACAACAUCGGAAAGUUGAUUAAUCUCCGGGAUGGCUCCAUUAGAAGUGCCAUUGACACUGGCUGUGGGGUGGCUAGUUGGGGAGCCUUUCUUCUCUCUCGUGACAUCUUAACAAUGUCAUUAGCACCAAGGGAUACACAUGAAGCACAAGUACAGUUUGCUCUUGAACGGGGAGUUCCCGCAUUGAUUGGAGUGCUAGCCUCCAAGAGGCUGCCUUUCCCUUCUAGAGCUUUCGACAUGGCUCAUUGCUCUCGCUGCCUCAUCCGAUGGGCUGAAUAUGAUGGAGUUUAUCUAAAUGAAGUGGAUCGAUUGUUGAGGCCUGGCGGCUUCUGGGUUCUAUCUGGGCCUCCGAUCAACUGGAAGAGACACUGGAAAGGAUGGGAAAGAACGAAGGAGGAUUUGAAUGAAGAGCAGACCAAGCUCGAGAAUGUGGCUAAGAGCCUUUGCUGGAAGAAGUUGGUGGAGAAGGGUGAUAUUGCUAUCUGGCAGAAGCCCAAAAACCAUUUGGAUUGCAAAGCCAAUCAUAAGCGCCCUUUCUGCCAGGCCGAGGACCCUGACAAAGCCUGGUACACAGACAUGCAAACUUGUUUGAGUCCUCUGCCUGAAGUGUCUGGAAGAGAAGAAACUGCAGGAAGGGCAUUGAAAACUUGGCCCAAGAGAUUAAAUGCCGUCCCGCCAAGGAUAUCCAUGGGAACCGUAGAAGGAGUUACAGCUGAAACAUUCAACAAGGAUUCUGAGUUGUGGAGGAAGAGGUUGUCACAUUACAAGAAAGUGAACAACCAGCUAGGAAAACCUGGAAGAUACCGGAACCUCCUAGACAUGAAUGCCUACUUGGGUGGAUUUGCUGCCGCACUUAUUGAUGAUCCAGUUUGGGUGAUGAAUGUAGUUCCUGUCCAGGCUAAGGUUAACACACUUGGGGUAAUAUAUGAACGAGGAUUGAUUGGAACAUACCAAGACUGGUGUGAAGCAAUGUCUACUUAUCCUAGAACUUAUGAUCUGAUCCAUGCUGACUCGGUAUUCAGCCUUUACAGUAACAGAUGUGAGAUGGAAGACAUAGUGUUAGAGAUGGAUAGGAUUCUUAGGCCAGAGGGCAGUGUGAUAAUUAGGGAUGACGUGGAUGUGUUGCUCAAAUUAAAGAGAAUCGUCAGUGGAAUGGAAUGGGACUCUCAAAUUGUGGACCAUGAAGAUGGCCCUCUUCACAGGCACAAGCUCCUUUUUGCUGUUAAGAAGUAUUGGACUGCCCCUUCUCCUUCUAACCACCACUAAUUCAAUCUUCUCUUGUCAUUUUUCUUAUUUAUUCCUCUCUCCGGAAUCAAGAAACAGGAAAAAAAAAAUUUUGUUGGGGGAAAAAGCUAAUUCAGUUUUAAAUGUGCAGAUCUUUUAUGGUACGAUUAUAGAUAAGGAUGCUUUUGUUUGAUAUUGGAGUUGUGACUCAACAGCCUAAUCAUUGCAUUAGAUUUGAAAAAAAGAUUGAUUACAUUCCUUUGCUUUGAAGUUCUUCAAUACCUUAACCUAGCAAUAUGUAUUGUAUACAACUAUAAAUGUGUUAAUUCUUGGAAAGUUGGGGAAAA